AUGGCGGUGUCCUACCUCGACAUGCUGAAGGUGGCCGUCUUCCGCUACCUCUUCUGGCUGGUGCUGGUGGUGGUGUUCGUCACGGGAGCCACCCGCAUCAGUAUCUUCGGGCUGGGCUACCUGCUGGCCUGCUUCUACCUGCUGCUCUUCGGCACCAGCCUGUUGCAGAAGCACACGCGUGCCCGCCUCCUGCUGUGGGACUGCCUCAUUCUGUACAACGUCACCGUCAUCAUCUCCAAGAACAUGCUUUCGCUCCUGUCCUGCGUGUUCGUGGAGCAAAUGCAGAGCAGCUUCUGCUGGGUCAUCCAGCUCUUCAGCCUCGUGUGCACCGUCAAAGGCUACUAUGACCCCAAGGAGAUGCUGAGCCGGGACCGGGACUGCCUGCUGCCCGUGGAGGAGGCCGGCGUGCUCUGGGACAGCGUGUGCUUCCUGUUCCUGCUGCUGCAGCGCCGCGUGUUCCUCAGCCGCUACUUCCUGCACGUCAGCGCGGAGCUCCAGGCCACCGCCUUGCAGGCCUCCAGGGGCUUCGCGCUGUACAACGCGGCCAACCUCAAGAGCAUCGAGCUCCAUCGCAAGGCGGAGGAGAAGUCCCUGGCCCAGCUGAAGAGACAGAUGGAGCGCAUCCGCGCCAAACAGGAGAAGCACAGGCAGAGCCGGGCCGGCCGCAGCCGCCCCCAGGAGCCCCAGGGCCCCCCCCAGGAGCCGGGGCCUGGCAGUCCACGGGGCUCGUCCCCGCCACGGAGGCAGUGGUGGCGGCCCUGGCUGGACCACGCCACAGUUAUCCACUCGGGGGACUACUUCCUGUUCGAGUCUGACAGUGAGGAGGAGGAGGAGACCCCACCCGAGGACCCCAGGCCUUCGGCACAGAGCGCUUUCCAGCUGGCGUACCAGGCAUGGGUGACCAACGCGCAGACGGUGCUGAGGAGGCAGCGGGAGGAGCAGGCGAGGCAGGAGCAGGCAGGGCAGCCGCCCGCGGGAGGCGGCCCGGGCGCGGAGGCGGAGCCGGCGGAGGGCCCAGAGCAAGAGGCGGCUGGCCACAGCCACGUGAUGCAGCGGGUGCUGAGCGCCGUGCAGUUUCUGUGGGUGCUGGGGCAGGCGCUGGUGGACGGACUGACGGACUGGCUGCGCACCUUCACGCGGCACCACCGCGCCAUGAGUGACGUGUUGCGCGCCGAGCGCUACCUGUACACGCAGGCGCUGCUCAGGGGCCAAGAGGUACAUCGGGGCCUGCUGGACCAGCUGUAUGCCAGGGGCGCGGAGGCCGCACCACCAGGCUCCUCGGGGGCCCGAGACGCACCCGGCGCGGCGGCAAGCGGGCCGGGGGCCCAGGAGCCACCGAGCGCCGCCACGGAGGCCACCGGAGGCCCCCAGAGCACGGGGUGCAGCGCCCGCAGCAGCGGCGAGGACGCGACCGCCGAGCCCGGGGCUUCCCUGCACAGCUCCCGGGAGCUUCCCGCCGGUGCUUCCCCGCGGACCCGCACCGCCAGCGAGCUGCUCCUCAACAGGCACCUGCACAUCCAGGAGCUGGAGGAGGCCCAGCAGUUCGAAGCGAGGCAGGGCCGGGCGCUGCGGCUGCUGCAGGCCGCCUACCAGUGCGUGGCCGCCCACUCGGAGCUGCUCUGCUAUUUCGUCAUCAUCCUCAACCACAUGGUCACCGCCUCGGCCACCUCCCUGGUGCUGCCCGUGCUCGUCUUCCUGUGGGCCAUGCUGUCCAUCCCGAGGCCCAGCAAGCGCUUCUGGAUGACAGCCAUCGUCUUCACCGAGGUGACCGUGGUCACCAAGUACCUGUUCCAGUUUGGCUUCUUCCCCUGGAACACCCACGCGGUGCUCCGGCGCUACGAGAACAAGCCGUACUUCCCGCCACGGAUCCUGGGCCUGGAGAAGACCGACGGCUACGUCAAGUACGACCUAGUACAGCUCAUGGCCCUGUUCUUCCACCGCUCCCAGCUGCUGUGCUACGGCCUCUGGGACCACGAAGGUGACCAACUCUCCAAGGACCACGACCGCGGCACUGGGAAGAAGGGGGUCGAGGGGGAGCCGACGUCACCAGGACCCCAGGGAGAACCAGGGGUGGCUGGGGCCCUCAGCCAGUACCGCAUGCAGGCGGAAGCGGGGGAUGGGCCCCCAGAGCCUCCCGUGGAGCCCAAGCCCCGAGACCCAAAGCCGAUCGGCCUGCGUUUCAGGAGGAGGAGAAGGGAGAGCACGGAGCCCGUGGAGCCCACGGCCGUUGAAGGCGUGGCGGCGGCCCCGGGGAGCGAGAGGUGGAGUCGCCCCCGGGAAAGGGCGAGAGCCCUGGGGCUCCGACUGCAGAGCUGCUGCCUGGCCCUGGCCCAGAGCGUGUACCGGCCCCUGCACUGCUUUUUCCACGACAUCCUGCACACCCAGUACCGCGCGGCCACCGACGUCUACGCCCUCAUGUUCCUGGCCGACGUCGUUGACUUCAUCAUCAUCAUCUUUGGCUUCUGGGCCUUUGGGAAACACUCGGCAGCCACAGACAUCACGUCCUCGCUGUCAGACGACCAGGUGCCCGAGGCCUUCCUGGUCAUGCUGCUCAUCCAGUUCAGCACCAUGGUCAUCGACCGCGCCCUCUACCUCCGCAAGACCGUGCUAGGCAAGCUGGCCUUCCAGGUGGUCCUGGUGCUGGCCAUCCACCUCUGGAUGUUCCUCGUUCUGCCCGCGGUCACCGAGAGGAUGUUCAGCCAGAACGCAGUGGCCCAGCUGUGGUACUUCGUCAAGUGCGUCUACUUCGCCCUGUCCGCCUACCAGAUCCGCUGCGGCUACCCCACCCGCAUCCUGGGCAACUUCCUCACCAAGAAGUACAACCACCUCAACCUCUUCCUCUUCCAGGGUUUCCGGCUCGUGCCGUUCCUGGUGGAGCUGCGGGCCGUGAUGGACUGGGUGUGGACGGACACCACGCUGUCCCUCUCCAGCUGGAUGUGUGUGGAGGACAUCUACGCCAACGUUUUCAUCAUCAAGUGCAGCCGAGAGACCGAGAAGAAAUACCCGCAGCCCAAGGGGCAGAAGAAGAAGAAGGUGGUCAAGUACGGCAUGGGCGGGCUCAUCAUCCUGUUCCUCGUGGCCAUCAUCUGGUUCCCUCUGCUCUUUAUGUCCCUGGUGCGCUCCGUGGUCGGCGUCGUCAACCAGCCGAUCGACGUCACCGUCACCCUCAAGCUGGGUGGCUACGAGCCCUUGUUCACCAUGAGCGCGCAGCAGCCGUCCAUCGUGCCCUUCACGCAACAGGCCUAUGAGGAGCUGUCCAGACACUUCGACCCGAACCCCCUGGCCAUGCAGUUCAUCAGCCAGUACAGCCCCGAGGACAUCGUCACGGCGCAGAUCGAGGGCAGCUCCGGGGCGCUGUGGCGCAUCAGCCCGCCCAGCCGGGCCCAGAUGAAGCGGGAGCUGUACAACGGCACCGCCGACAUCACCCUGCGCUUCACCUGGAACUUCCAGAGGGACCUGGCCAAGGGCGGCACCGUGGAGUACACCAACGAGAAGCACACCCUGGACCUGGCUGCCAAUAGCAGCGAGCGGAGGCAGCUGGCCAGCCUGCUGGAGGGCACCUCGGACCAGUCGGUGGUCAUCCCCAAUCUCUUCCCCAAGUACAUCCGUGCUCCCAACGGGCCCGAGGCCAACCCCGUGAAGCAGCUGCAGCCCAACGAGGAGGCCGACUACCUCGGAGUGCGCAUCCAGCUGCGGAGGGAGCGCGUGGGCUCGGGGGCCGCCGGCUUCCUGGAGUGGUGGGUCAUCGAGCUGCAGGACUGCCAGGCCGAAUGCAACCUGCUCCCCAUGGUCAUCUUCAGCGACAAGGUCAGCCCGCCCAGCCUCGGCUUCCUGGCCGGCUACGGGAUCAUGGGGCUCUACGUGUCCAUCGUGCUGGUCAUCGGCAAGUUCGUGCGUGGCUUCUUCAGCGAGAUCUCCCACUCCAUCAUGUUUGAGGAGCUGCCCUGCGUGGACCGCAUCCUCAAGCUCUGCCAGGACAUCUUCCUGGUGCGGGAGACGCGCGAGCUGGAGCUGGAGGAGGAGCUCUACGCCAAGCUCAUCUUCCUGUACCGCUCGCCCGAGACCAUGAUCAAGUGGACCCGCGAGAAGGAGUAGGAGCCGGGGCCCCGCACCCAGGCAGGAAGGAGCCGCCCAGCAGACCGCCGGGCCCCGAUGCUGCUGCCGGAACGAAGGAAGGAAGGAAGGAAGCUGCGGCCCCUCCCCCGCCCGGCUCAGGGCACCUCCUCGUCCCCGAGGGCCCCACGCGGCCGGCACGCUGGGCUGGGGCUGGGGCGUCCAGCCUUCCCCUCCCCACGAGUACUGUAGGGUUUUCUAAUUAAAAGUAUUUUUAUUUAUGCGA
This is a messenger RNA of Lynx canadensis (Canada lynx), 4339 nucleotides long. It is a transcript of the gene PIEZO1, whose product is annotated as piezo type mechanosensitive ion channel component 1. Gene Ontology annotation, molecular function: monoatomic cation channel activity; mechanosensitive monoatomic ion channel activity. Gene Ontology annotation, biological process: detection of mechanical stimulus; regulation of membrane potential; cellular response to mechanical stimulus. Gene Ontology annotation, cellular component: endoplasmic reticulum; plasma membrane. The record is from RefSeq and is a predicted model, not a curated record. Lineage: Eukaryota; Metazoa; Chordata; Mammalia; Carnivora; Felidae. The transcript has 28 exons. The coding region runs from base 1 to 4095 and encodes 1364 amino acids.